AUGGAUAUAGCGAAAUCUUUAUUUAGUUCGCGUGACCACGUCGGUUACGUUGGUCGUGAAGAACACGAACGUAAGUUAAGUGCUGCUCUAGCAGAUGAUGACCCAGAAGAUGUAAUAGAUGCAAUCCGUGGUAUGAAUGUAGCUGAUGAACUUCUACCAGCACCGGGAGGGUCAUUCUCAGCGCUUACACCGAGUAUGGUGCCUCAAGAUAUAAUGGCUAAACUUGCACAACCUGAGUCAGAAGGUCACGGUGGUCUUCCCGACUACAGGUUUGACGAAUUUGGGUUUUGUGUUGAUGAGGAGGACGGACCCGAGCAAAGUUCUAAUAAAUUGCUUGCCUCAUCGUUUAUUGAAGAUGACCAACAUCGCCUUCAAUGGGAAUUUUUUAGUAAAGAGAUUAAUUUCUGUGAAAACGACAAUAAAAUGGAAAAAACCGAUAAGUUACAAAACUUGGUUAAGGAUGGAAUACCACACUCGCUUAGACCACAAGUGUGGAUGCACCUUUGUGGAGCUAAUAGAAAACACUUAACAACAGAAAUAACAUAUCAUGAAAUUGUUAGAGCAUCAAGUGAUGAUGGUUUGGUCACAAGUAAACAAAUUGAAAAGGAUCUGGUGCAAAUUUUACCAAACAAUGUGUGCUUUUCCCAUCCAACAAGCACUGGUGUACCACGCUUGAGAAGAAUUUUGAGGGCUCUUGCUUGGCUUUACCCAGAUAUUGGUUACUGUCAGGGAACUGGUAUGAUUGCUGCAUCCCUUUUGUUACUCAUGGAAGAAGAAGAGGCCUUUUGGAUAAUGUGCACAACUGUAGAGGACCUGUUGCCAGCAUCAUAUUACUCUUCUACUUUAAUAGGUAUACAAGCUGAUCAAAAAGUUCUUAGAAGUCUUAUAUCAUCUUAUUUGCCAGGAAUUGAUCAAGUCUUAAAUGCUCAUGAUAUUGAACUGUCUCUUAUUACUAUGCAUUGGUUUUUAACUCUAUAUGCAAAUGUUGUUCAUAUAAAAAUUUUACUGAGAGUUUGGGAUCUUUUCUUUUUAGAUGGUUCCAUUGUACUUUUUAAAGUGACGCUAGCAAUGUUGAAAAUCAAGGAAAACAGAUUUACAGAAAUAUCAAAUUCGGCUCAAAUCUUUAAUGCACUAUCAGAUAUUCCUGGUGAAAUUGAUGAUGUGGAUCUUUUAAUAAAAACUAUUGAUGAGGUUUGUGGAGACACAUUAAGCCCUGCACUUAUAGAAACACAUCGGAGAAGACACCUAGCCUAUUUAAUGGCUGAUCAAGGAGCUCUAGUUGGAAAUCCAAAUGCUGUCCCUAAUCUUCCAAAGCAGCAGUUACAACGGCGUCAAAUCAAGAGAAGUAAAUCAGUGAUCCAAACCAUGCUCUUUGGAGAUGAUACUAAUAAUGAAGAUGCUGUAUCUAAGAAUGUAAAACAAACUGAAAUUCUUGUUGAUCUUAGAGAAGCAAUUUUACAAGUUGCCAGGCAUUUCCUUGCCUUAGAACCACAGUUAACUUCUGAAGUUCAGCUCACAGCUGACUACAGCAUGCAAAGCCAUGCUGCUGAUAGGGAAAGGUAUGUUAAUGUUUCAAAAAGUAAACGAAGAAGGGCUAAAGCAUUAUUAGACUUUGAAAGAAGAGAUGGCAAUGAACUUGGCUUUAGAAAAAAUGAUGUCAUUGAAGUUAUAAAUUCACGUGAUGAACAUUGUUGGAUAGGUGAAUUAAAUGGGCUAAGAGGUUGGUUUCCAGCAAGAUUUGUUAAAUUAUUAGAUGAAAAAGGGGUUAAAUACAGUCGAGCUGGAGAUGAUUCAGUUACAGAAAAAGCUGCCCAUUUAGUCAGAGGAGUACUUGCACCUGCCUUUAAAAGAGUAUUACUUCAUGGUAUUAAAAAGCCAAGCUUUUUAGAUGGUCCCUGUCACCCAUGGCUAUUUAUUGAGGAAGCUUCUUCUAGGGAAGUUGAGAGGCACUUUAAUUCUGUCUACAGUCGUUUAGUUUUAUGUAAAACAUACAGAUUAGAUGAAGAUGGUAAAGUGUUAACUCCUGAAGAAUUAUUAUAUAGAUGUGUCCAAGCCAUUAAUUUAUCUCAUAACAAUGCCCAUGCACAGAUGGACGUCAAGUUGCGGACUCUUAUUUGUAUGGGAUUAAAUGAGGAAGCAUUACAUUUGUGGCUUGAAGUCCUAUGUUCAUGUGUUGAUGUUGUCCAAAAAUGGUACCACCCAUGGUCAUUUAUAAAUUCCCCAGGGUGGGUACAAAUUAAAUGUGAGUUACGCAUAUUGUCACAAUUUGGCUUUAACUUAAAUCCAAAUUGGGAACUUCCACUUAAGAAAGAUACACAGAAUCAGCCAUUAAAAGAAGGGGUCAGAGAUAUGUUAGUUAAACAUCACUUAUUUUCAUGGGAUUUGUGA
Pieris macdunnoughi is the source of this 2388-nucleotide messenger RNA. Lineage: Eukaryota; Metazoa; Arthropoda; Insecta; Lepidoptera; Pieridae. The record is from the annotation of a GenBank genome assembly.